CGUCACCCUACAGCUAGACGGACUGCUGGGAGGAAGCUUCGGCCAGAGAGACGUUGUUGACAUUUUGUUUUGUUAAGCUUUUGUCCGUAUUUUUUGGACAUUUCAACGAUAUUAUCCGCUAUUAUAAAAGCCCGCUUAUCGACUCUACCAUCACGCCUCAGUGCGGGGAUCCAGCAAAGAUGAAAUGGAUGUUUAAAGAGGACCAUUCCCUCGAGCACCGAUGUGUGGAGUCAGCCAAAAUACGCAACAAAUAUCCUGACAGAGUACCGGUGAUAGUGGAGAAGGUUUCUGGCUCUCAGAUAGUGGACAUUGAUAAGAGGAAGUACCUGGUCCCCUCUGACAUCACAGUGGCUCAGUUCAUGUGGAUCAUCAGGAAACGCAUUCAGCUGCCUUCAGAGAAAGCCAUUUUCCUCUUUGUCGACAAAACUGUCCCCCAAUCCAGUUUGACUAUGGGCCAGCUGUACGACAAGGAGAAGGACGAGGACGGCUUUCUGUAUGUGGCCUACAGCGGAGAAAACACUUUUGGUUACAAGUCCUUUUAUACAGCAAGGGGUUAAUACUUCACUGAAUACACACACACACACACACACACACACACACACACACAUGCACGGACACAUAAUUUAACAUAGACACAGUAAGACCCCGUAAAAUACUGGUGCACAAUGUUUCAGAAUUGGCCUUUUCGUGUUUUACAAGUAAUACACCCAUAUACUUGGCACAGUCAUUAAUGGUCAGAUUUUGAUACUUAACAGUACAAGCUUAAGGCGACAUUUAAUACACAAAAGUGCAACGACAAAGCUGUUCUAUUUUUGUUGACAGGCUCAGAUGAUCCUUAGUCUGAAGUAACGCUUGAUUGCUUUUUGUCUUGAUUGCUGUUGAAAGGUUGGUUGUGGAGAGAAUGAUCUUCAACACUGCCGUUAAGUAGGAAUAACAAUCACCACACACUAAAGCCACGUCAUAUAUCAUGGAUUUCUAAGUAUCAACCGCGGUAUUAAUGCUCCGAGAGACGCAGGCCAAUCGGCACCCAAUCACGCUCCAUUUCCUUUCAGUCCAGCUUGUUGUCAAAGAUAUCCGUGUUCUGCAUAAGUACGGUAAGGAAGAAAUCCUGUAAUCAUGUGAAUAGAAUCAUUAACCACGUUAUGGAUGUAUAUGUACGUGUCAUCUUAUCAUGUAUAACUACUUUACUAUGUAACUCUAAUUCCACAUGUACACUUUACCUGCUCGACAGGCAAUGAUGUAGCUACAGACUUAUAGAUGGAGGCAGCUCAUCUUAUUUAUGGUGUUCACAUGGUGGCCAUUUUCCCUUGAUGUCUCAGUCAGGGUUGGAGUGCAACUGAGUUUAUCAAAAGGGUAAUGUAGUUGUGCUGUGUCCCAGUUGUUAGAAUUGUGUACAUAUGAAAACUCAUGAUCAUUUUACUAGUGCCCGACCGAUACGGGAUUUAUUGGGGCCGAUACCGAUAUUAGGGAACCCGAAAACCCGAUAGAUAUAUCGGUGGCAUUGUGUUGAUCCCUCGAAUGCAGUUAUCAUACACUUGUGGAAAAGAUAUAUAAUGUAGACAAGAUGGUCUCUUAACUAGAAAGUAACUGUGCAUGUACGUGCCUCACCACUUGACACUCUGGAGAGUGAUGAUGCUCGAAUGAAAGGCUAUUUGACUGGUGAAUAAAUCUAGUCAUAUCGGAUAUUGGAGAUAAAAACAGUCAAGUGAUAUGAUAUCGGCCGAAAUCAUCGGCCGGCUGAUUAAUCGGUCUGGCUCUACAUUUUAACUAUUUGCAAUUCACCAGUGACUGAAAAGUAAAACAAAAAAAGUUCUAAUCUUGAAGGACAUCAAACCACAAGUCAAAACAAAAUAUAUGAUAAAGCCUAAGCUACUGGUUAACUGUUGUCUCACAGUGGCUAGUGUACUAGGUCGUUAAACCUUGAAAAUAUGGCCUGAUGUCCUUAAAGAUUUAAAGAUUUUUCAAUAGCCAUUGUUUUCAGGUGCUGAUCAUUCUAACGGUGCAGCUCAUAGCAUUAUCAUUUGAGCUUCCCAACCUGAGCGUGACCUCAGGAAAAUGGCCGCCACGUGGAGAAUAGAGGCAGUGAAUGGUGGUGAUUGUGCCGUUAGCUGGUAAAGAGGCAGCCAGUGGUAAGGGCAUAAUAGGAAAAGUGUCAGUCCUUAGAGUGAAUCUCAGUGUCAGUCCAGACUGGAAUCAUCUCCCAGGACUCAGACACAUGACUCCAACAGCAAGUCAUAAACCUCAGAGAUCAGCUGAAGACAUGAACACUUUACUUGUAGUUGAUAUUGUUGAGUUGUCAUGUAUUAUCCUUGCUCUACAGCCUGUACAUUGACCCUGGAUUUUUAGAUUAGGAAAGCUACACACAAAAAAACUUGCGUCGAAGAAACAGAGAGAGAAACCUGCGAUAGAUGCACUGUGUACAAAUGAUGACGCAAAAAUUAAAGCCAUUGAUAGUUGAAUGUGUGUUAAGAAUGUUGGACUCAGGAGGACGUCGAUCUACUUUGGAAGUUUCCAAAAAGGAUGUUUCCAUGUGGAAGUUAGAAUCAAAGUCAGACUCUAUUGUAUUUCGCUUGAUGGGAUGCAAAUGUCGUUGUUUAAGUUUUCCUCAGAAAAUACUGCAGGGCAUAAUGUAAUGUUCUCAAAUGUUAAAACCUUAUUGUAACCAGGUUCUACUUUUUAAGUUUGUUGCUCUGAGUGCAUGCCUAUUAAGAUGAAAAAUGUACCUGAAACUGAAAGCAGCAGUGACAAAAACUCUGAUAUAAGAAAUAAAUGACAUGACUAUGAGGUUGUGUUCUUCUGAGCUUUGUUUGCAGACAAUGUAGUCAGCUGUUAGCUCUGAUUAACCCUCUAUAACUACACACCUAGCACAGAACAGCAGACACCAGCUACAAGUGAGGGAGUGUUCUGUGUACAAGUAGAAGUUGGAGAAAGCUGAUUAUGAACGAGGACGUUCCUGGUUCUGUUUUGGCCAGUUGUUCUCGUUUGUCAUUCUGAAACUUGGCUGGAAAUGUAAGCAGUCAGUUCAGCAAAGCUAAAGGAAGCAGGACAUACAAUAACUCAUAACGUAGCACUGAAAGAAGAACUUUACACCAACAACAACAACAACAGUUUACUCUUCUUGUGGAGGCAUUGCCUUUACAUAUUGUUCCACAGUUUUUCUAUUCUCUGUGAUACUCUGCAAUGCAAUACUCUGUGAGCCAUCAGCUUGUUACCAUGGAUACAUGAUAACAUCACAUGUAUUACUUAAACAAGAUACUCUCCUGUUGGUUAAAAUACGUGAGUCAUUAGAUUUGUACUUGAGAUAAUGAGGCAUUGUGUUUGACCAUAUCCAGUCCUUUCUUGUUCAAAUUCGAAUGAUUAAUGAUCAAAAUGUUUGAUGCGGAAAUGCUGAUUUAUAAAAUCGCCAGGAGUGUAUCUGUAGAGCGCGGAGUUUACACGCUCGUUAGGUAUUAGAUUCACUUAUUAACAAGUUAAGAGUUGCUCAGGUCUUUGUGCCGGCAGAUGCUGAAGCUGAUGUUUUGGCUGCAGUUGUAGUUUUGGUGCCGAAUCAGAAGAGGACAUAUAUGGUGUAUUUCCACCCUUUGAUUCAUGCUUUGAAACAUGGUAUGUAAACGUGCAAUAUAUUGAUGGAAUGCUAUCAUAUUCAGUAUUGUUUUAUGUCAUCCGUGUUUGAUUGUUAAAUAUGAUCUUAAUGGAUUUUUAGAUAUUUCAAAAAGGUAAGGUAGCUGGAAGACCUGACCAAUAAAAUGAAAUGAAAAUGAA
Labrus mixtus (cuckoo wrasse) is the source of this 3762-nucleotide messenger RNA. RefSeq names its product gamma-aminobutyric acid receptor-associated protein-like 2. Gene Ontology annotation, cellular component: autophagosome membrane; autophagosome; cytosol. The transcript is spliced from 5 exons. NCBI's taxonomy places the organism in Eukaryota, Metazoa, Chordata, Actinopteri, Labriformes, Labridae. The record is from RefSeq and is a predicted model, not a curated record. The coding region runs from base 180 to 557 and encodes 125 amino acids. Gene Ontology annotation, biological process: autophagosome assembly; cellular response to nitrogen starvation; autophagy of mitochondrion. Gene Ontology annotation, molecular function: ubiquitin protein ligase binding.